Bemisia tabaci is the source of this 2325-nucleotide messenger RNA. NCBI's taxonomy places the organism in Eukaryota, Metazoa, Arthropoda, Insecta, Hemiptera, Aleyrodidae. The record is from RefSeq and is a predicted model, not a curated record.
GACACAUGAAGUGAAUCUCGUUCUGAUGCUUUGAAUAUAAACGGUCUGCAGGACUUGCGGGAAUUAAAUCCUAUUUAAUGAAGCAAAGCUGUAACAGUGUGAAUAGUCAAUGAUGAAACUUCGUACUAAUCGAGCGACAAUGGAAUUUCCUCUGGCUGGCUUGAAAAUGUUACUUGUCAUUGUCUUGUCCCUUGUCACAUUGAUACACCAAUGUCUGGGCGCGGAUAGUAUUGAUAAGCUUCUGAAGAAACAUCCAACUUGGUCGUUUGAGGUGCAAAGCGUUGAGGCAGUCAUCAAGGACGCUUUGCAUAAACACAAGUUGAAUGGAAACAACUUCGAGUUGACGGAAACAAUGUUGCGAGAGAAAAUGAGGAGAAGUCUGGCUCCCGGAGCUACCCAUAUCGUGAGGAAAGUCGGCGACCCCAAAUGGGAAUCCAACCCGGAGAAUGUUCCCCACUUCUUCGACGCAAGAGAACACUGGAAGGACUGCGCCUCCCUGAUGAACCAGAUUGAAGACCAAGGCGCUUGUCGCACAGAUGGGCCUGGUGUCGUCUCUUCUCUUAUGGCCGAUCGCUACUGCAUAUUUACAAAUGGUACUUUUAAGGAGAAGUUGUCCCAAGAGAUGCUCAUGAGAUGUGCCGAGGCCUGUACCCACGAUUCCUUCCAACUCUAUUCAUGGGAGUAUGCAACGGAAGAAGGAAUUCCUACCGGUGGAGCGUAUGGGUCGGGCAAGGGGUGCAUGCCUUACAGGUACCCUCCGUGCGAUCAUACUAGUUUGUAUGAUGUUAACGCAAGUAUCGGCAAAGCGAAACUGGAAGAAUGUAAGGGUCAGUUUAUCUUCGACGACGAUUGUCCCACAAAAUGCACGAACAAGAACUACAAAACAUCCAUCGACAAGGAUCGAGUGAAAUUCACAGCAUUUUACUUCCUGUCAAUGGAUGAAUUUUACAUAAGGAAUGAAAUCAUGACUUACGGUCCAGUCAGUGCAAGCGUAGGGUUAUACAGUGAUUUCCUUGAAAAACCAGAUGGAAUUUUCCAAAGCAAAGAAGACAGGAUCGGCCUUGAAGAUGAAAAAUUAAUGAAGAUCAUUGGUUGGGGUAAAGAGAAUGGCAUCAAAUACUGGCUUUGUAUGCAUACUUGGGAUACUUGGGGUGACAAAGUUUUCAAAAUGCCACGAGGUGUAAAUUAUGACCAAAUCGAGCUCAUCGUGCUUACUGGAGUUUUUGAAGACCUCGACGCUGAGUAGAUAGAUUUAAGCAUCCGCAAGAAGAUUUAAAGUGAAUUUCCAUCCUUCGCAACUUUGAUCAUCCUGUCGAUACAUUUAAAAAGAUUAAUUUUCAUACUAUCUACAUGUUUUGGUGGAUACGAAAAGACGUGCAAUAGUCUAGUGCUGGUAAAAGUAUUUAGAUAAGACGCAUACAAAACUGAAAUACUUUGCGUCCUAAGCUGAAACAAGAGCAUCUGAAUAGGGAGAUUAAACACAUGUGUGUAAUUAUGCAGAGUAAAUUUAAGCAGCUUAUAGAGCUCUUAAUGCCCAAACCAACGCCAUUUUGCAUAAAUUCAAUACGUUCAAGUCAAUCAGCAAGGUCGGACAUGAAAUUUUUAAAAAAAUCUGCAAAAUGUUCAUGUUUAUUUCGUCACAUUUUAAAUUUUAAGGGGUAUUAUUAGAGGAAAAUUUCAGGAAGAAACCAAUGAAACCACUUUUAAAAUCUCAAAAUUUUGUAUACAUGGUGUUAUAAACUUUUAAAGUUUCCAAAUUUCGUCCGACCUCUCCUAUACAUUAACGCGGCAACAAAAUGUUAAAUUUAAGUCUACAAAUCUACUGAAAUAAGGCACAAAAUGCAUGACGCUAAAAACCGGAUUUUUAUGCCCUCUCUCUCCUCUCGUCAUGCACCUGUAACUCACAUUUGUACUUUCUUUCUAAAAAAAAACAUAACUCUUUCCUUGACAUUCCCUUCCCUCAAAAAAUUAGAAAUGACAAAUGAUAGAAUGAUGUUCUCCUUUAUUUGUUCAUGCAAAAAUUGAUCGAGGCAAAUACGAGAGAGGAAAUUGCACAGAGGCGGAUCCAGUAAUUUGGCAACACCGGAUUCCCUACAUUUAAACCUAUGUUAAAUAAUCGAUUCUUGUCGGAGCACCUAGUCCCUCCAAGAAUCGAUACAUUUCCGGAGGUUUGAAUUACGAAAAACAAUGUUGCCAACUUGCUUGAUCCGCCAAUGAAAAUGUAGGGAAAACAAGCGGUUCGAACAUUUUUUCAAUCAAUGGAGGAGAACAUUAAAAAAACAGACAACAUUUUAAAAAUGGUUACAAUAAAAUAAAAUGGAAAAA